GGGAAACAAACACGUGUACACAGACGCACUCAACAAGCCACACGUAGAACCCCUGCUGGCCUGUUCCUGUUCCUGUUCCCGAUGCCACCGCCAAGGUAUUUACCCAUGAUGUCUCUCUUAUUCAAGCCAAGGUGCCAAAAUCCUAUAAAAAUGGUGCAAAAUUCGCACUCCCUAACUCGAAUUCAUGAUUCGAUUCGCCAGUACCAUACCAUACGUACCAUCGCAGAGGUCAUCCGUUUCUAUUACUAGUUCGUGCUCUCCAGUCCAAUCAGUAAAUUUCACUAUUCACUCCUAAAUACUUAAAAAGGUACUCUAGAAAACAGUCAUGGCAGUUGGAGCUCCAAUUCCAAUAUGUGUGCAGUGUGGCACGGCCGGCAACCCCUGUAGGUGCAAGGUGGUGGGUCCGACGCUCGGGUUCUUGGCAUUUGCGGCCGCUGCGCUGGUGGAGUGGCCUGUCGGUGCUCUGGUUUAUUGCUUUCGCCACAUGAAGGGCCGCCGCAUCAUGGCUCAUCCAGCCACCGUCGUUUUUCCUUCCGUCUCAAAUUCCAUCCCUAUUUGAGAUUUCGCGUCACGACGGUAGUGAGAUAUACUUAGUACAUUGAUCUUGUCACAUACAUGAUACAUGUGGGUGUUGUUGUUGACUUGUUGUCUUGUUCUGUUCUUAUUUUUUUCACUAGUCUAUUAGUUUCUUCACCAUUGUUGUCUGUCUAACUCUUUCGUUUUCUUUUCUCCCCCUCCUCUUUUAAUUUUCCUUUUAUUUAUGAAUGAAUGGUGCUAUGAUGUUUUUGUGAUUGAUCUACUGAGUAGUGUUUGUCUUGUCCUCGUUACCCUGACCUGAUCAAUCAUUUCUCCAGUGGAUUUCUUGGGGCUUAAAACAAGCAAAUAUGCUCCGGCUGGUGAUCAGGAUGCAUAACCAUUAAUCCGUAGCUGGUGUAUCAAUAUAUCGGAACUUAUCCAAAACAAAAGGUCGUCUGAUAAGUUGUCCUUUCAGCAGAAAUUUGAAGGUUUCGAGUUUCCAAACUAAUAGUCUGCAUCCUGUCUAUUUUAUCACAAGGAAACCUGCUUCAGCC
Messenger RNA from Coffea arabica (coffee), 1070 nucleotides. NCBI's taxonomy places the organism in Eukaryota, Viridiplantae, Streptophyta, Magnoliopsida, Gentianales, Rubiaceae. The record is from RefSeq and is a predicted model, not a curated record.